CGGGAGUUCUUCUCCCUGCAACGCUAACCCCCCCCAGCCCCCCCUUCAAAGGCCGACCAGGACUGUGGAGGAUGUUUUGGAUUGUAACUUUGUAGCUCCGGCUGGCUAAAGAUAUUUCCUGUCACUCUAAUACGAUCUCCACAGGGUCUUGAUCCCCUCUCAGGAGAUUGCGGUGUAGAUUUAGCUUAGCUGUUUUUGAGGUGACUUUUCUUGCGGACGGACUGUUUUUUAUUCUGGCAUGUGCUUUUUGUUUUCCUCAUGCCAUGGAAAUCAAAGGGAUUGCCCUGUGUCAUUUCCUACAUCAAAGUACCAUACACGACAGAAGGCAUGAAGCUUGCAGAACGUCUUUGAAGUGAAGAUUCAGAUUUCUUGUUUAUGCUACAGCACAAUCCCCAACAAACUGUUUUGGUGGCCUACUAGUUGAUUGUCGCAUCGUCAAAGAGUUUGCACCCAAGUUCCUAGCACUGCAAGGGCUCACAGUGGGACUUUCUCUUUGGUCGUUGUUUUUUUUUCCACACAUAUUUUUUGAGGUGUGUGGAGUUCGAGCACUUUGACACUGGCAUGCUUUUGGAGGCCCAUCGUGCCGGGACUGUGCGCGAUGUUGCAGACAAUCUACGAGACGGAAUCCUGCUUCUCCUCCGACAGUGUCUCCGGCAGGGAACAGUCCCUGGAGCUUCUCUCCCAGGCUGGUGUGUCCACCAUGCCCAGCACCGCAGUGGACAUGAAAACGUCGUUACCGGGCGGACUGCGUAGCCCCGUGGGCGACUCGGGUCCCGGAGGCGGCGGCGGCGGCGUGAGCAUCGUCGGCGGUGGCGGAGGAGGAGGAGGAAGUGACCGCUGCAGCAGCGGCGGUGGCAACAACGCCGGCACCGGGAGCGUUAGCGGAGGCAAUCCCGCCAACGCGUGCGUCUGA
Sardina pilchardus (European sardine) is the source of this 913-nucleotide messenger RNA. RefSeq lists its product as uncharacterized. Bases 599 to 913 code for a protein of 104 amino acids. Lineage: Eukaryota; Metazoa; Chordata; Actinopteri; Clupeiformes; Clupeidae. The transcript is spliced from 3 exons. The record is from RefSeq and is a predicted model, not a curated record.